Molecule: messenger RNA, 1828 nt
Organism: Microtus oregoni (creeping vole)
Lineage: Eukaryota; Metazoa; Chordata; Mammalia; Rodentia; Cricetidae
Product: probable gluconokinase
Exons: 6
Coding region: 103-768 (221 amino acids)
Cellular component (GO): cytoplasm
Molecular function (GO): gluconokinase activity
Source: RefSeq, a predicted model, not a curated record
AAGAACUGGGAGAUGGAGGCACCCGCGGUGCUGCUGGUGAUGGGUGUGAGCGGCUCCGGGAAGUAGCCGCUCCCCAGGGUCACCACGGAUGAAAGCCGAGGAAUGAAGGUCGGGCGUAGGGAGGCUGCUGGAGUACAGAGCGGAAAGUUGUUACGGGAAAGACGCAGUCCGCCACAGCUUUUAGCUCCAGCCUUACAAACCUGGACCUCAGGCAUCUUGCCGAGAAAGUGGGAGGGUGCAAAGUCCCAAACCAAGAGAUCUACCGUGGGCACACUGCUGGCCUCCAAGCUGGGAUGGAAAUUCUAUGAUGCCGAUGAUUACCACUCUGAAGAGAAUCGGAUGAAGAUGGGGAGAGGGGUACCGCUGAGCGACCAGGACAGGAUUCCAUGGCUCUGCAGCUUGCACGACAUAUUAGUAAGAGAGGUGGCCUUGGGACAGCAUGUCGUUCUAGCCUGUUCAGCCCUGAAGAGAAAGUACAGAGACAUCUUGAUACAGGGAAGAAGUGAUGGGCCCCUGAAAAGCGACGGGUCCGCAGAGGAAAGGCUGGCCGGCCAACAGCUCUUGGUGGUCUAUCUCAGCGGCUCGUUUGAGAUCAUUUCCAGACGCCUGUCCCAACGAAAAGGACAUUUUAUGCCGCCCGAGUUACUGCAGUCCCAGUUCAGUAUUCUGGAGCCUCCAUCAGCUCCUGAACACUUCAUCCAGGUCAGCGUGGACCAAAGUCUCUCAGAGAUCGCCGAUGCCGUUCUGGAAGCUCUGCCAAUGAAGUAAUCAUUCCACACCUGCGGGGUAAGCGCACUCUAGUUCAAGGUCCUCCUCGCCAGUGUAUUCUAAGUUCCUAAUUGAGAGCAAACUGCGGUAUGUGGAGAGCACCGUUUGCCUGUAUGGACUCAGUGUGCAGUUGUCCCGCAGGUGCCCUCCAGGUGUCCCGCAGGUGUCCUGCAGGUGUGCCAGGAGGAGGGGAAAGGAUGGUAAAACUUAAGCUUAAACUUAAAUCGUGUAUAAUGGAACCAGAUGGUCAGUGGAAAUUGUGCAAUCAAUGCUAGAAACCACUCCCGUUUGAAAGAACAAUGCCUUGUGCUUGUGCCUGCACAAAUGGAUGAAAUAUGCUACCCUGGAGGCCAGCUGGAAUUGGUUUCAGCAAUAGAAACCUGAAUCAAAGCAGCCACUGACUGCAGGCAUUUCACACCAUACUGCCAUUGGUUUUCAAACAGGGUGUCGCUGUGUAACAGCUCUAGCUGUCCUGGAAUUCACUCUGCAGAGCAUCCUGAAGCCCAGAGAUCCGCUUGCUUCUGCCUCCCCAGUGCUGGGAUUAAAGGCGUGCAUUACCAUAACCGGCUUCAUCUUCAUACAUAUGUCAUUAUGUUCUAUAAUCUGCCAUUAUGCUUUGCUUUAAUUCAUCCCCCUUCACAGCCUUCCCCUGCCCUUGUCCCCUGUUCCUCCCUGGCAGGUGACAAGGGCACCUUUGCCCAGGUGACCACCUUCCUGCAUUCAUGGUUUCUCAGUCUUUCUUAAGAUCUCUUCCUGCCUGCUUGGUAUACACAUCAUAUAUGUAUAUAAAACUUUAAGUUCAGGUCCUGCUUGGGAGAGAAUUGGGCCUUUUUACAACUAUAUAGAAUUCCAUUAUGUACGUACAUCACACUUAAAGCUUUUUUUUUUUUUAAAGCUGUGUAAGACACGUACACCAGGCUGGUCUAGAACUCACAGAAAUCUGCCUGCCUCCUGAGUGCUGAAAUUAAAGGCGCACACACAACCGCCUGGCAUACCCCAUUUUCUUCUUUUUUUUUUCUUCAAUAUUUAUUAUGUAUACAAUAUUCUGUCUGUGUAUGCC